CUGCUGCCCUUGAUUGAGUGGUUUUGGAAAGAUGAAUUUUGGCUUCCUCCAGGAUUCACCUGGGAGGACAUGAAAGGGACUGAAGAGAUCCACUACCCUGAGCCUCGUUACCUUCUCCUCAGCAUCCCUUUUAUACUCUUCCUUACCGGUCUGCGGUUCUUCAUUGAAAGGACUGUUGCUCUGCCUCUGAGCAGAAAAAUGGGCCUGAGGGAGAAGGUGCAAAGGAAAGCUUCUCCAAAUCCUGUGCUGGAAGCUUUUUACAACAGACACCAAAAGAAACCAAAAGUGAGUGAGCUGAAUAUAUUGGCCAAGCAGUGUGACCUUCAACACCGGGAGGUGGAGAGAUGGUUUCGAUCCCGUCUCAAACAAGACCAGUCCAACUUGACAAGGAAAUUCAGUGAAGCCAGCUGGAGGAGCACCUUCUAUGUAACUGCCUUCAUCACAGGCCUGAUUGUCCUGCAUGAUAAAUCCUGGUUCUGGGACUACCGAGAGUGCUGGACUGGGUACCCGCAGCAGCCACUUGUCCCUUCCAUCGCUGCCUACUACGUGCUGCAGUUUUCCUUCUACUGCUCCAUGGUCAUCACCUUACCUUUUGAUGUGAAGAGGAAGUGUGCUCUACAACACAUACUAUUACUCCAUGGAACUCUUCCAACCCUUCUUUGGCUACUACUUCAUGAAUGCUCUCUUGAUGGUUCUACACUUGCUGCACCUCUUCUGGUGUUACUUGAUCAUCCAAAUGCUGUACAAGUUCAUUCUGUGUGGCAAGAUUGAAAAAGACGUGAGGAGUGACUCAGAAGACAGCGAGAACGAUGAAAAAGAGACAACCUGAAUAGAUUCCCAAGUUUGUCCCCAGCCUCUCGAGGCAUCCCUUUGAGUGUGCAAACCAACACAAUACUACCUGCUGAACUUUUAUACUGGGAUUUUUCUGGGUAUACUUCGGUCAAGUAAAAGUGCUGUCUCUCAAUGUCAAGGGUAAAACAACCCUUACAGAGGAGAGAAAGAUCUCAUAACUCUCCCGAGUUGCAACAUUCUACUGGGAAAUUAAAAUUAUCUGACCAACAUCAAAAGAACCACUUCAACAAUUUAUAUGCUAAAUGUUUACUAACUCAAGAUAGUCAUAUACAGGAAUAAUAAUGAAUGCAGUAACAAAAAACCAUAUUACAACAGAGUAGCAGCAAGAACAUUUUAUACAGCAAGAGUAAAAAAAAUUCUCAGCCUCUUAAGCUCUAACAGGAGGUGUAGUCGAACUAACAAACAGCAUCAAAGAAAUAGUUACUAAUGCAAAGAUUAAUUAAAAAAUUGUUCACCAGGGGG
Molecule: messenger RNA, 1314 nt
Organism: Eublepharis macularius
Lineage: Eukaryota; Metazoa; Chordata; Lepidosauria; Squamata; Eublepharidae
Product: ceramide synthase 4-like
Exons: 8
Coding region: 70-771 (233 amino acids)
Biological process (GO): ceramide biosynthetic process
Cellular component (GO): membrane
Molecular function (GO): sphingosine N-acyltransferase activity; DNA binding
Source: RefSeq, a predicted model, not a curated record